AUGGAUAACGACACUGAUCAAGAUGAUACUAUGUGGCCCCCAGGAACAGUCAGACUAGAGGAUAUUCACCAAUCCAGAGGCCAACUAGUCCUAUUCCCAACCCCAUCAGCCGACCCCAAUGAUCCUCUUAAUUGGUCCAAAGCUCGCAAAGUGCUCAACUUCACCCUUGUUAGCUUCUUCGUGCUAUGGACCUUUGUACAACUUGACAUCGGCUUCACAGCAUGGGGCCCAAUGCAAGAGCAGCUCAAUUUCUCAGUUGAUAUACUAAACGCCGGAGCAGCCGUUAACUACGGUGGUCUCGCCGUAGGCUGCAUCUUCUUCAUGCCCUUACUUCACAAAUACGGCCGACGCCCAAUCUACAUAUUCAGCACUGCCAUGCAAUUCGCAUCAUGCAUCUGGCAAGCCCAGACACACACCACAGGCGAUUUUGUAGGCAGUAACCUGAUCUCCGGGAUCGGCGGUGCAAUCAGCGAAAUCAUCGUGCAGAUUACCAUCGCCGACAUGUUCUUCGUGCACCAGCACGCCACAAUGAACGGCUGGUAUGUCGUAGCCCAGUUAACAGGGGCGUUCCUUGGUCCCGUGGCAUCAGGAUACAUCGUCGUCUCACAAGGAUGGAGGUGGAUGUGGUGGUGGUGUGUGAUUUUCUUCGGCAUCACACUACUCUGUGUGGUAUUCCUUUUUGAGGAGUCGAAAUAUAUCCCCGUGCUGAAUGGUCGCGACACUACCGCUGCACAAGAGACUAGUGAACCGUCCGAGCCAGUCAAGGAUGGGGAUAUAGUAGAUGCAAAGAGUCCCGAUGAGAUGAUCGCUGAGCGUGUAUCGACUAACCCGGAUAUUCAGAUGAAGUCUUAUUUCCAGCGCAUGGCUUUGAUCACCCCCACGGAUGAAUUGCUGUGGCCGCAUUUCUAUCAACCCAUCAUCACGCUCUUUACCUUCCCAGCUGUUGGUUAUGUAGCUAUCACAUAUGGAUCUGCCUUGAGCUGGUUCGCGAUCAUGACUUCGCUACAGGCUUCUUACAUGAUUCUACCGCCUUAUAACUUCGACGCUAUUGGGGUUGGGCUUAUGAAUGUGGCUCCGUUUGUCGGCGGUGUUCUCGGUUUUCCCUUUGGUGGACAUCUGAGCGAUAGAUCUAUCCUGUGGUUAUCCAAGCGCAAUGGUGGUAUCUAUGAACCGGAGAUGCGCCUUUGGCUUGCUCUGCCUGUUGCUAUUGUUUGCCCUGCGGGAGUACUGAUGUUUGGCUUGGGCCUUGCCUAUGGUGCGCACUGGUCUCUUCUCGCUGUUGGAUUUGGCUUCUUCGGAUUUGCACUCUCUGCCGUUAGCGGUAUCACGCUUUCGUAUCUUAUGGAUUGCUAUCAGGACAUCAUUGGCGACGCAUUAGUUGGAGUGGUUUUCAUGAGAAACAUCUUCUCAGUGAUUGUACUUUUUGCAUUAACACCUUGGACCGAGGGAAUGGGAAUGCGAGAUUUGCAUAUCCUGAUUGCUGUCAUUGCGUUCGUGAUUUUGUUGCUCCCUAUCCCACUUCUCAUCUGGGGUAAGAAAGCUAGGAUUUCUACGGCACCGAGUUACAGGAAAAUGGCGACAAAGCAGCUUAGCCAUCGGACUGUUUAG
Molecule: messenger RNA, 1608 nt
Organism: Penicillium griseofulvum
Lineage: Eukaryota; Fungi; Ascomycota; Eurotiomycetes; Eurotiales; Aspergillaceae
Product: Major facilitator superfamily domain, general substrate transporter
Exons: 4
Coding region: 1-1608 (535 amino acids)
Biological process (GO): transmembrane transport
Molecular function (GO): transmembrane transporter activity
Source: RefSeq, a predicted model, not a curated record